Molecule: messenger RNA, 4544 nt
Organism: Gasterosteus aculeatus aculeatus (three-spined stickleback)
Lineage: Eukaryota; Metazoa; Chordata; Actinopteri; Perciformes; Gasterosteidae
Source: RefSeq, a predicted model, not a curated record
GCGGCCGCGGCCAUCCAGGCCGCGUUCAGGAUGUGGGCCGCCCGGCGGCGCUACCGCGACGCCAGAAGGGCGGCAGCUGUGAUUCAGCGGAAAUACAGAGCCACGGUUUUGGCUCUCGAGGCCAAGAAGGAUUACGACGCCCAAAGGAACGCCGCGCUGGUCAUACAGGCUAACUGGAGAAGCCGCGCCGAGCGGAAGGCGGCGGAGAAGCGCCGUCAGUGUGCGACACUCAUCCAGGCUCACUACCGGCGCCACCUGGCGCAAGCAGCGUACCGGUCCAAGAGAGCGUGCGCCGUGGUCGUACAGCGUCACUACAGGGCGCACGCGGCUGGGAAGGAGGCGAGGAAAGCGUACCUGCGCACCAGAGCGGCCUGUGUGGCUCUGCAAGCUGCUUUCAGAGGCAUGCGAGUCAGGGCCGAGCUGAAGCAAAGGCACCGGGCAGCGACGGUCGUUCAGGCUUCGGUGAGGAUGUUUUUAUGCCGUAAACGGUACGUCCUCCUGCAGAGCGCGGCGAUCGUCAUCCAGAGCCGAUACCGAGCUCUUCUGGCCUGCAGGGCACAGCGGAAAGCGUACGGCGCGCUAAAGCAGGCCACCGUAAAGAUACAGGCGGCGCACCGUGGACGUAGAGACCGGCGCGCUCUGAAGAAGAGGCACAAAGCUGCCGGCGCAAUCCAAGCUCAGUUCAGGAUGCACAGAAUGCGAAUGGCCUUCCUCGCCACCAAGUGCGCCGCCAUUAUGGUUCAGGAACGCUACAGGGCCAAAAUGCUCAGGAACCGGCAGAUGCAGAUGUACAGGACAAUGAAGUCUGCGGUCGUAACAAUCCAGGCAGCAUAUCGCGGCUACAGGGCGAGGAGCGAGGUGGCAGAGAUGCACCGAGCAGCCACAGUCAUUCAGAGGAAGUUUCUCGCCAUCAGGGGUAGAAACCAGUUCCUGGCCCUCAAGGCAGCCGCUUUGGUUAUUCAGCGGCGGCGCAGAGCAGUGACGCUGGGCAGAAAAGAACGCUUGGACUAUCUGUCCAAGCGAACCGCAGUCAUUUGUCUGCAGGCAGCUCACAGAGGACGCAGGGUGAGGAAGCAGUUGCGUAUGAUGCAUUCUGCAGCUGUGACCAUUCAGUCGCACUUCCGGAAGCACCAACAUAGAACCUACUACAAGAAUCUCCAGUGGGCUGCAGCAGUUUUGCAAGCGAGUUACAGAGCCAAAAAGGAAAUGAGAAAGGAGAUGCAAUCCCUGAAUGCGAAGAGAAAGGCUGCUGUUGUCUUACAAGCGGCCCUUCGAGGAAUGAAAUCCAGACGACUCUUUAAACGCAGGCAUCAUGCUGCCAGUGUGAUCCAGAGAGCCUUUAGAGCCCACUCUCAGUGCAAGCAGUAUCUGACCUUGAGGUCCUCCGUCCUCACCAUUCAGCAGAGGUAUCGGGCCACUGCAGCAGCAAGAGUACAAAUGCACGAAUACCAAUCAAUGCGCCGUGCUGCUGUCGUCCUCCAGGCAGCAUUCAGGGGUCGGCAGGUCAGAAAGCAGGUUGCUGGUUGGCAUCAGGCCGCCACUGUCAUCCAGUCUGCCUUCAGAAAGCACAGAGAGGAAGUCAAAUUCCGAGCCAUGCGUCUGUCUGCCGUCAUCAUCCAGAGGUACUACCGCGCCUGCGUUCUGCAGAGGCAACAGAGAGGAAAGUUCCUGAAGACCAAGCAAUCCGCCGUCACCAUUCAGGCAGCAUUCAGAGGUCAUCGUGUGCGGACCAACAUGGCCCUGAUGCAUAGGGCAGCUGCUGUUAUUCAGGCAAACUUCAAGCGGCACAAGCAGCAGUCGGCCUUCAGGAAACUGCUGUGGGCAGCCUGCGUCUUACAGCGGAGGUUUAGGGCUCAGAGACUGAGAAACGCUGAGGUGAAACAUUAUCAACAGUGCAGAAGAGCAGCCGUUGUGUUCCAGGCUGCAUAUCGUGGAAUGAAAUUAAGGCAGGAGAUCAAACGCAGGCACCAGGCUGCCAGUGUGAUCCAGAGAGCCUUUAGAGCCCACUCUCAGUGCAAGCAGUAUCUGACCUUGAGGUCCUCCGUCCUCACCAUUCAGCAGAGGUAUCGGGCCACUGCAGCAGCAAGAGUACAAAUGCACGAAUACCAAUCAAUGCGCCGUGCUGCUGUCGUCCUCCAGGCAGCAUUCAGGGGUCGGCAGGUCAGAAAGCAGGUUGCUGGUUGGCAUCAGGCCGCCACUGUCAUCCAGUCUGCCUUCAGAAAGCACAGAGAGGAAGUCAAAUUCCGAGCCAUGCGUCUGUCUGCCGUCAUCAUCCAGAGGUACUACCGCGCCUGCGUUCUGCAGAGGCAACAGAGAGGAAAGUUCCUGAAGACCAAGCAAUCCGCCGUCACCAUUCAGGCAGCAUUCAGAGGUCAUUGUGUGCGAACCAACAUGGCCCUGAUGCAUAGGGCAGCUGCUGUUAUUCAGGCAAACUUUAAGCGGCACAAGCAGCAGUCGGCCUUCAGGAAACUGCUGUGGGCAGCCUGCGUCUUACAGCGGAGGUUUAGGGCUCAGAGACUGAGAAACGCUGAGAUGAAACAUUAUCAGGAGGUUAAGGAAGCUGUCACUAAUCUACAAGCUGCCUUCCGUGGAAUGAAAUCCAGAAGAAUGAUCAAACAAAGGCAUCGUGCUGCUUGUGAUCUCCAGAGAGCUUAUAGAGCCUUCUGUAAACGCAAGCAGUACCUGCAACUAAAAUUGUCCGUCAUUACUAUUCAGAGAAGAUAUCGAGCUGCUGUUGCAGCCAAAGCCCAAAGAAAACGUUACCAGGAAAUGCUUUGUGCAGCCGUCGUCCUCCAGGCAGCAUUCAGGGGUCGGCAGGUCAGAAAGCAGGUGGCAGGUUGGCAUCAGGCCGCCACUGUCAUCCAGUCUGCCUUCAGAAAGCACAGAGAGGAAGUCAAAUUCCGAGCCAUGCGUCUGUCUGCCGUCAUCAUCCAGAGGUACUACCGCGCCUGCGUUCUGCAGAGGCAACAGAGAGGAAAGUUCCUGAAGACCAAGCAAUCCGCCGUCACCAUUCAGGCAGCAUUCAGAGGCUGGUGUCUCAGGAUGGACAUAAGGCGACAAAAUCACGCCGCAACUGUGAUCCAGUCGUGCUGGAAGUGCUCGGUGCAAAGGCGCUCCUUCCAAAGGACGCGUGAGACAGCCGUGAAACUUCAGCGGCGGUUCCGCGCUGUGCGGGAGAGGAACAGCUACGCCCGGAAGAGGGAAGCGGCCACGACGCUUCAGAAACACUGCCGAGCCUGGAUCGAAAGACACAAGGAACAACAGCGAGCCAGGGCGAAGAGGAGGCUCUGUUUCACGGCCGCCGUCUUCCACCACCUCAGGGCCAUAAAGAUCCAACGGGCUCUGAGAGCCCACUGGGCUCGGGAGUCGGCCAAAAGAAAGCUUCCUCCGUCCAUUACCAUACAGGGACAAGGCGGUGGGGGAAGUCGAGGCAGCCGAGGACCUCUAUCUGGAGGACCGGUGAAAGGUGCUCGUAGCCCAGAGAGCGGCGAAGUGCUGGUUGCGUCGUCGCCACAGGGCUGCGGGCAUUUCGUCCAGCGUGCCGUCCGCAAGUUCCUCGUUGUAAGGCGCCAGCAGAGGGUUCAGCAGGGCAUUGUGAAAGCUCAGGCUCUAUGGAGAGGACACCGCUCCCGCCGACUGAAUGACGACGCCAAGUUGCAGAAAAUAAGACACCGCUUACGCAAAGUCUCCGCCGGCGUCCAGGAGGAGGACAAGCUGUGCAACAAGACGUCGUCUGCCCUGGACUACCUCCUUCGAUACAAACACUUCUCCUAUAUCCUAGAGGCCCUUAGAAAGCUCGAGACCGCCACCAGACUUUCCCCAGAGUGCUGUGAGCGGCUUGCUGAAAGCGGCGCCACCGAUGUGAUCUUCACGCUCAUCCGCUGCUGCAACAGGAGCGUCCCUUGCAUGGACGUCAUUACCUACUCCAUCCAGAUCCUCCUCAACCUCUCAAAGUACCACAAGACCAUCGAGGCGGUGUAUCUGGUGGAAAACUUUGUGGAGACGCUGCUGGACCUGCUGCAGAGAUACAGGGAGAAGGCCGGGGAUAAAGUAGCAGAGAAGGGCGGCAGCAUCUUCACCAAAGCCUGCUUCCUCCUCGCUCUCCACCUUCAGGACGAGCACCGCGCUGCGGAGGUCAUGAAGCUACCCAAGGUGUUGGAUAGACUGCGCAGUAUUUACCGCCUCACAGCUCGCAAGCACAAGAUGGACGCUGAAAGAACUAUAAUGAAACAAAAAAUGAACGCAUCCAUCAAUGGAAGCUUCUUUGUUCAAGCAACGCCCCGUAAAUCCCGCCCCGUGCCAAAAUUCGCACCGGAUUGGGUUCUAAGGAAGGACAAGCUCAAAGAUAUAGUGGACCCUCUCAGGGCCAUUGAGAUGGUGGCAAAAACACUCUGCAUUGUGUUGUAAAUAAGCUUUUAAAUCUUCAUUCAUUUUGUCAUUUCUCUACUUCAAAAAAUAUUUUGUACGUUUUAUUGUAGCUUUUUUCACAUUUCCAUGGUUUGCAUGUAUAUAUUAAAAUGGAUUUGUUUGUUAUGACACUUUUA